AUGGACGAGCUCAAGCAAGGGCCGGCUCUGGAAACUUAUCCAGUCACAAAGAAGGACGAAGAUGUCAGCCAAGGUUCAGUCACAGAGAUUGCUCCCAAUUCUCAAUCGCUGCACCGGAGUCUUCGAGGCAAAGAAGUCCAACUGUUCGCAAUUGGUGGAGCAAUUGGUACCUUACCAUCGCCCUUCAUCCGUUUCGGUAGCGCAUGGGUAGAUGACGCUCUCGGCUUUGCGAUGUCGUGCAACUUCUACCUGAACAUGGCGAUCCUGGUGCCAUUCGAAAUUGUAGCCAUGAAUAUCCUGAUAACAUUCUGGACCGACAAAGUGCCUGUCGAGGCUGUCAUAGUGGCGAUGAUCGUUCUCUAUGCCUUCCUGAACACGAUCACUGUGCGGUACUUCGGCAUCUCGGAGUUCUACAUGUCCAUCUUCAAAGUACUGCUUGUGAUCGGACUCUUCUUCUUCACCUUCAUCACCAUGGUCGGAGGCAAUCCUCUGCAUGAUGCUUACGGCUUUCGGUACUGGAAGGAUCCUGGAAGUUUUGUUGAGCAUCUGGAGCCUGGCGGAACAGGAAAGUUCUUGGGCGUACUUUCUUGCUUGUACCAGGCGAGUUUCUCGUGUCAGNNGAUCACUGGACCAGAGUAUAUCUCGAUAGUCGCAGCAGAGACCGAGAAUCCACGUAAAGUCUUGCCGCCUGCGUUCAGAUCGUUCGUCUGGCGAUUGCUUGUAUUNUUCGUAGGUUCUGCUUUGUGCAUGGGGAUCGUCAUACCUUACAACGAUCCAACGCUCCUGCGGAUACUUGGCGGUGACAUCGGAGGAAGUGGCACUGGCGCUGCAUCCCCCUAUGUCAUUGCAAUGCAAAGACUCAAGAUCUCUGGCCUACCUAGUCUGGUCAAUGCUCUGAUUAUGACAUCUAUCCUGAGCGCAGGUAACGGCCUCCUGUACUCAGCUGCUCGUACGCUUCAUGGAAUGGCGCUUGAAGGUCAUGCUCCGAAGAUCUUCUCUCGCUGUACCAAGAAGGGCGUCCCCCUCUGGGCUUUAUGUUUUUCGUUAUGCUUCUGCCUUCUUGCUUUCUUACAAGUCAAGAGUUCUUCGGCAGUCGUCUUGACCUAUCUCGUGGACCUCAUCACCUGCUGUCAGAUGCUCAACUAUGGAUUCACGGCACUGACAUACCGACACUUCUAUGCAUCGCUGAAGAAACAAGGCGUCUCAAGAGACACACUUCCAUACAAGGGCAAAUUCCAGCCCUACACAUCCUAUAUUGCCAUGGGAGGUACUCUUUUCAUGCUUCUCGCAGGAGGCUACGAUGUCUUCCUCAAAGGCCGUUGGAGUGUGAUGUGGUUCUUCUUGGAUUAUGCAAUGAUAGGAUUCUUUAUUGCAGCAUUCAUUUUCUGGAAGGUGGUUUUCAAGAGCACCUAUGUCCGGCCUGGUACUGCUGAUCUGAGCCUUGGUGGUUUGAGGGAGGAGAUUGACGCAUACGAGGCUACAUUUGUUCCACGAGAGUCAGAUAGAGUUGGACGGGUGCUCAACAAGAUUUUUGAGUAG
Messenger RNA from Aureobasidium musti, 1539 nucleotides. Lineage: Eukaryota; Fungi; Ascomycota; Dothideomycetes; Dothideales; Saccotheciaceae. The record is from the annotation of a GenBank genome assembly.